This is a messenger RNA of Dioscorea cayenensis subsp. rotundata (Guinea yam), 820 nucleotides long. RefSeq names its product squamosa promoter-binding-like protein 3. The record is from RefSeq and is a predicted model, not a curated record. The transcript is spliced from 3 exons. Lineage: Eukaryota; Viridiplantae; Streptophyta; Magnoliopsida; Dioscoreales; Dioscoreaceae. Bases 69 to 518 code for a protein of 149 amino acids. Gene Ontology annotation, cellular component: nucleus. Gene Ontology annotation, molecular function: DNA binding; DNA-binding transcription factor activity. Gene Ontology annotation, biological process: flower development.
GGAAGUGGUCCUCCAGUGUUCACUUGCUUUUCUUUUUCUUCAUUGCUUAUCUCCUUCCAUCUUCUUCAAUGGAGAGCAUUAAGGACAAGACUCCACACAAGGAUGAUGAUGAAGAGGAGGAAGACGACGAAGAGGAGGUGGUGGUGAUGGCCGCCAUGACCGGAGCUGGAGCUGAUCAAGAUCAAGAGAAAAAAAAGAGGAAAGGUGGAGCAGCAGUGUCUCAACCAAGUUGUCAAGCAGAGAGAUGCAAAGCUGAUCUCUCAGAAGCCAAAAGAUAUCACAGAAGACACAAAGUCUGUGAGUCUCACUCCAAAUCCCCUGUUGUCAUCGUCUCCGGCCUCCGCCAAAGGUUUUGCCAGCAAUGCAGCAGGUUCCAUGAGCUUGCAGAGUUUGAUGAUACAAAGAGGAGCUGCCGGAGACGUUUGGCCGGCCACAACGAGCGCCGGAGAAAAGCUCAAGCUCAUCCCCCCGUUGCUGGUUGGUGUCUUAUAUGUGGUGGAGUAUCUGAUCUUUGUUAGGCAUCUAAGAGUCAUGAUAAUGAGAUUUGGUGAUAUGUUAGUGAUGAAAGUGGAGGAUGAUCAGGAGGUUCUGAUUGCUAUUUAGGAGACAUGAAUGACAAAAUUAAAUCUCAUUAUAUUUAUUUAUCUUCAAGCUGUCACUAAAGUCUAUUAGUAUUUUAUCUCUCCAAGCACUACUCUAGAAUGAUAAAAGUUACUACUUAGCUUUAGUUCCUUCAUUAUUUGAUUCCCUAUAUGUUGUAUUUUUUUUAUGUUGUACGUUUUCUUUUUUUCAUUAAUGUUUUGAAGUAGAUGUAUAUAUU